AUGACUUGCUAACGAAGAAGGUUCUUAGUCAUGAAAUUAACCGACGUGAGUAACGCCUACCCACUCCAACUUUCGCAUGGCUCCGAACAUGAAAACGUUAGUUUCAAACUUGUGGUCGUGUGAAGAACGCAGAUGGAAAGCCGUCAGUGAAGCCGAGUUUAUUUAUUAUUUCAGAAGCUGAGGAUGAUCGAACAUGUUGAUUACCCUGUUUCUUUGGGGAUUCCUGCACUCUUGUAUUUGUUUCGAACUUCCUGGAAGUCAACCGGCUAAGCCUUUCCUAGGAGAAUUCCAAAUGCUAUCUAAGGAUAUGACCACUGGGUGUAAGGUGAUCUUCUUUCCGCCGAGCAGAUACCAUUACUACGGGGAAUCGUGCAUCGAUGUACCGAAGGAGUUGGACUCGUCCUGCAACCAGGUCUCGAUGAGGUCAACGAAAAUAACAAAGUUAUCCAGAGGUGAUUUCGACCACUGGGAUCAAAUAACGAGCCUGAGCCUCGAGGUCAACACCGAACUCAGAACAAUAGAGGCCGGCGUUUUUCGAAACAUGUCCAAACUGAAAAACCUGACGAUAAAAAACAACUGCAACCUGAAAGAGCUCAGUGAUGGAGUUUUCGAAGGUCUUGUCAGCCUAAAAGCUCUCUCAUAUACAAACAAUAUGAAAGACUUAAAACAAUUCUUGUACAGCACGAGACCGGCGAUUCUUCCGAAGUUAGAAAUGCUAGAUAUUUCAGAAAAUUUCCUCUAUUCUAUUAAUGCCACGGAUUUCGAACAUUUAAGAAAUGGCGUAUUGAAAAUUUUAUCUCUUAGGUUUUGCAGCUUGGUCUAUGUAGAUCCGAGAGCGUUUUCUCCCUUAUACGGCCUCACCGUUUUAGAUUUAGGAAACAACGACUUGAACACAACUGCCAUUAACGAUCUCAUGAUCGGCAUCAACGAAACGACUCCAAAUUUAUCAAGCCUGUGCUUAGCUUCGAAUCUCAUUCAUAAAGAUUCGUAUACAGUUUUAAAAACGAUUUCUCAUAUGAAUAUUUCAUACCUGGAUUUGAGUGAAAAUCAUUUCGAUCCCAUGAUCCCCGGUACGUUUCCCACGAUGUCCAAUUUAGUUCAUUUGGACCUUUCGGGUAUCAAAGCGGUCAGUUUUCCAAACGGUACUCUGACCGAGGAAAUCGUCCCCAAUUUGAAAAAAUUGAACUUAUCCAAAAACCGUUUCAUUAGUAUAAUAGAAGGUUUCCUCCUUCCGAAUCUAGUACACCUAGAUUUAUCCGAGAACACUUGCGAAACUUGUUUCUCGACUUCUCUGUUUAAAAUACACGACCGUCAACUGGAAAAGAUGGAGGCUUUGGAAGUACUCAAUUUGUCUAAAAACAAUUUAUAUUACAUUAAAAAAUACAUGUUUUACAAUUUACUAAGUCUCACAGAUCUAUCCUUGUCUAACUGCAGCAUUUAUAAAAUAGAUAAUUUUUCUUUUUCCAAUUUAACGAACCUUCUCCACUUAGAUUUAAGCCAAAACAAUUUCAUAAUCAGCUACGCCCUCACAAAGGAUGUAUUCGACGGUCUUGUAAAUCUGUCUUGGCUCAAUUUGGAAUCUUGCGGUAUUACAGAAUUAUCCGAUAAAGAUGUAUUUUUCAAUUUAAAAAAUUUGAUACAUCUCAACUUAAAAAGGAACUAUUUAGUGGAAUUUGACCAAAUUAUGUUUUCUCACUUAACAAGCGUCGAAAUAAUAGACAUGUCUCACAAUGAUAUCUUAGAAUGGGAAACUGAAUUAUUUUACAAUAAUAAGAAUUUGAAAACGCUCUCACUCGUAUCGAACCAAAUCGGCGAAGUAACUAUCAGCAUGUUGAAAGAUUUUUCAUCCCUCACGUUUGUCGAUUUGAAGGAUAACCCCUUCUUUUGCACGUGUUCCGCGCUCAGUAUGGUUAAAAAGUACAUGAAUUCUGUAGGGUUGACAAUGGUAGAUAUAAAUCUAAUGCAUUUGAAUGAUACAAAAAACGUGUGUUUUGCACCGAGGAAGUGGGCGACGACGGAAUUUAUCGACUACUUGAAUUACAAUUUAAGGACGGGCUACUGUGAUUAUAACAUGAUUGUCAUAAUGGGCAUUACGGCUGGAAUAUUAUUUUUAACAUUUUUAAUCGUCUGUACGGUUUAUUAUUUGAGGUGGCAUAUCAGGUACUGGGCGUUUCUUUUACAGCAGUCCAUGGGGCACGAUUAUUUUCCGAAAAAGAAGCGGAACCCUCCGGACGGCAAGUACAAGUACGACGGUUUCGUCUCCUACAGCCACGAGGACAGGAACUUCGUCGUGAAACUGGUGACAAUGCUCGAGUCGCAGGAGCCGUUUCUCAGCUUGUGCGUUUUCGACAGGGAUUUCGACGUCGGCGGGGUCAUCACAGAGAACGUGAUGACCAACCUCGCAAGUUCCCGGAGGACGAUACUCGUCCUCAGCGAUUCCUUCGCUCGGUCGACGUGGUGCCUUUGGGAAAUGCAGAUGGCCCAACAUAAAUGGAUCUUCUUCAAAGACGAGGAAAACGACCCCUUGAUCAUAAUUAAAAUCGGUGAAAUCAUGGACCGCCACAUGACCCCCACCCUGAGAUAUUUGAUCAAAACACGCAUUUAUCUACAGUGGAACCCAGAUCCUAAAAAGCAGAAGAUAUUUUGGCAAAAACUGAGAUCCGCUCUGUCCAGACCGACAAUGAAUUGAACCUAAAUCAUUGAUAUCUGUGAUUUUAUUAAUAAAUAAAAAAUCAAAAUUCACGUACCUGAGAGAGAUUAUUCUUUUACAAGCCCCUUCAGAAUGUCUAGUCUACAAAAAAUGAAUUUCGAAGUCUAAAACUGAUGUAAAGAUUAUUAUAAUAAUAUAAAGUUAAGUAUUUA
Messenger RNA from Cimex lectularius (bed bug), 2862 nucleotides. RefSeq names its product toll-like receptor 4. Gene Ontology annotation, cellular component: membrane. NCBI's taxonomy places the organism in Eukaryota, Metazoa, Arthropoda, Insecta, Hemiptera, Cimicidae. Gene Ontology annotation, biological process: toll-like receptor signaling pathway; inflammatory response; immune response. Gene Ontology annotation, molecular function: protein binding; transmembrane signaling receptor activity. The transcript is spliced from 2 exons. The coding region runs from base 194 to 2689 and encodes 831 amino acids. The record is from RefSeq and is a predicted model, not a curated record.